CCGACCCAGCUCUAGCUCUGACUCUCGGACAGUGGUGGGACUCUCGGACAGUCACUUUUGUUAUUUCGUUUCGUUGUUUCGGAGAAGUUUUUGGGAAUUUUUUAAAAAUUCGCGGAGAAUAUAUGGUAUUAAAAAAUAUCAAAAUUUCAACUGAAACUGAUUGAGGCUGAAGCUGAAAAGAUGGCCGAUCAAGAACCGCCUCAGGAGCAGCCUAUAAUGGAUUCAAGCGGUGAACGUGACGGCAGUCGUGACGUGUCCGAGUACCGGAAGCGGCAGCUCCAACUGCACCUGUAUCUGCUCUUCCAUGCCCACAAGUGCAAACUUAGGGUGUGCAAUGUGAACUACUGCAAGGCCAUGAAGGCCGUCCUCGUCCACAUGGGUACAUGUAAGCAAAAAAUGGAUUGCACCAUGAAACCCUGCGCCUCCUCGCGCAAGAUCCUGCUCCACUACAAGACCUGCAUAAAGGGCGACUGCUUUUUAUGCCUCCCCUUUCGACAAAAUCCAGUGCUCCAGAAUGCCCGGCGGUUAAGAAGGCUCCCAAAUAGGCGGCAUCCAGCAGCAGCAGCAUAAGGACCAACAACCAAAUUGUCUGAAUAGAAUAUCAUACCCAAAAAUCAAAAGAACACCCCUUGUGCCUUAUAAAAUAUAGCCAAGCUUGUAGGAUUGCUUUUGCUUAAAUAAAAAAAAAAUAAAAAUAAAAA
Molecule: messenger RNA, 701 nt
Organism: Drosophila ananassae
Lineage: Eukaryota; Metazoa; Arthropoda; Insecta; Diptera; Drosophilidae
Product: histone acetyltransferase p300
Exons: 2
Coding region: 181-570 (129 amino acids)
Biological process (GO): positive regulation of transcription by RNA polymerase II
Cellular component (GO): transcription regulator complex; histone acetyltransferase complex
Molecular function (GO): transcription coactivator activity; chromatin DNA binding; histone acetyltransferase activity
Source: RefSeq, a predicted model, not a curated record